ACCCACUUUUCUUUGCAAGUCAUCAAAAACAACACCCAAUAUUUCAGAGAGCUAGCUAGCUAGCGGCAAGGCACAGAUUUGAAAUGGCUACUAAAGAGCAGAACCAAAAGCUCACAAUUGACAAUCUGAAAACAGAAAUGAAACUGACUGAUGAGCAGCUCAAUACAGCAAUACAAGAACCAGAUCUACCUGAGUUAGCAGCAUGUUUCGACAAUGUUCACAAAGGCUAUCUUGAAAAACUGGAGCUCUUACCUGGAGAACAAACUGAUGUUAGGACUAGAGCAUAUGUAGAUGGCACUCUGGCAGGAAUGUUGCUGGCUUUGAAAUUCUGGAUACUGACCAACGGACUAGACGCCACUUUCCAAGCUCUGCUACUCAUCAUACUCUCCCUGCUCAAAAGAGACGUUGCUAUUCGAGUGUGCAAGUACUUGCAAUUGUCUGACAAAUACUCCACCACCUCGUGUCCUCUCUCCCGAGAGAGGGUCCUGCUGAACCACAAGCUGUCCUCGUACAGGGACUACCUACAAAGUCGCUACAAAACACAAGUAUCCACAUCAGCCACACAAUGGCCUCCCGUCCCAACAAAGAAAAUUUUAAAACUAGCCAUGAUUCAGAGGGAAGAAAUACAGAGAGGAAGAAUCGACGAUGAAUUUGUUAGACUAACAAUUACCGGGAAAAUUGAUGAUAUUUUACUUAAAAAAACUCCGGUUAACUUGACUAACAUUUUCUCUGAGAUUGAGGAUACACGAAACUUUGUGUUGAUUGAAGGAGCUCCCGGCUCUGGCAAGAGCACCCUUGCUCUGCACAUCUGUCGGGAGUGGGCAAAGGGGAAACUUUUCCAAGAGUUCGAUAUUGCAAUCCUCGUGAGACUGAGAGAUCCACUUGUUAGAGAAGCAAAGACAAUUACUGACAUACUUCCCUGCAUCGAUAUGGCCAUGGCUAAUGAGACAGAGGCAGUAAUAAAAUCAUUGUAUGGCAAAGGUGUACUGUGGGUGCUGGAUGGAUGGGACGAGCUUCCUUCUGACCUCCCUAGAGACUCCAUUAUCAACAAACUAAUUCGACCAGAUAUGUCACAAGAAAGUCCACUACACGAAUCAGCUGUGAUUUUAACAUCUCGACCGUCAUCUUCGGCUGAGCUCCACCCACUAGUCUCGUCCAGGGUGGAGGUAUUGGGGUUCACUUCACAUGAACUAGAACAGUACUUCACCAAGUGUCUGCAAGGUGACUCACAAGCUGUGCGGACUCUACUGGAGAGAAUUCGAGAGAACCCAGUGGUAGAAGGUAGCUGCUACCUCCCCCUCAAUGCUUCCAUUGUCGUUAAUUGCUUCCUUUCUGAUAACCACUCACUCCCAACAUCCAACCACGGGAUAUUCACAUCAGUUGUCCAGAGCUCUCUCAAGAGAUACCUCCAGGAUAGGUUGGGGAAGACCACUCCUGUGGGAGACAUCACAUCCCCAGACUCACUGCCCCCAGAAAUCAGAACACAGUCCGUACAAAUUUGUCAACUUGCAUAUCAUGGGAUUGAAAAAAACAAAAUAACAUUUACUGACAGGGAUUUGGCUGCUCUUCGCAUUACGAAGGAAAUUUCAAACGUUGGAUUAUUACAAACUGUUCCUAGUAUCAUUAACGAUUGUCAUCUGGUUUACUACUGCUUUCUUCACCUGUCUAUUCAAGAGCUACUAGCAGCAAUCCACAUCUCUCUCAUGUCUCCCAAGCAACAAAUCUCUGUCUUCCAGAAGCUGCUUUGUAAUCCUCGGUUCAAUGCAGUCUUCCAGUUUUAUGCUGGUAUCACCAAACUAAGAACUAGUAGACCAAUCCUCAGUUUGCUACCUCAAUUCUUGCGUCCAAAAAUGAGAAAGAGAAAGAGUAUGAGUCGAAGAUCCUUUUGUUGUCCCUCAUCAAUUGUUUGUACGAAGCUGAAGACUCAUCACUGUGUGUAUUUGUGGCUAAUCUUCUUAAUCACAAUCUAGAUCUU
Molecule: messenger RNA, 1975 nt
Organism: Halichondria panicea
Lineage: Eukaryota; Metazoa; Porifera; Demospongiae; Suberitida; Halichondriidae
Product: NACHT, LRR and PYD domains-containing protein 12-like
Exons: 3
Coding region: 84-1970 (628 amino acids)
Source: RefSeq, a predicted model, not a curated record